Lepus europaeus (European hare) is the source of this 3203-nucleotide messenger RNA. Its product is annotated as microtubule-associated protein 1S-like. Gene Ontology annotation, molecular function: actin binding; microtubule binding. The record is from RefSeq and is a predicted model, not a curated record. Gene Ontology annotation, biological process: regulation of microtubule depolymerization; microtubule cytoskeleton organization; dendrite development. NCBI's taxonomy places the organism in Eukaryota, Metazoa, Chordata, Mammalia, Lagomorpha, Leporidae. The transcript is spliced from 7 exons. The coding region runs from base 1 to 3153 and encodes 1050 amino acids. Gene Ontology annotation, cellular component: synapse; cytosol; microtubule.
AUGGCGGCGGCGGCGGCGGCCGGGUCCGCGGCGGCGGGGGCGCCCAGCUCGCUGCUGCUCGUGGUGGGCGGCGAGUGCGGGUCCCCGGGGCUCUUGGCCUACGUCCUGGAGGAGCUGGAGCGAGGCAUCCGGUCCUGGGGCGCCGAUGGCGGCGUCCGCAGCCUGGACGAGGAGCUCAAGGUCUUCGUGUCCCGGCACUCGGCUACCUUCUCCAGCAUCGUGAAGGGCCAGCGCAGCCUGCAUCACCGCGGGGAUGCCCUGGAGACCCUGGUGCUCCUGAACCCCUCGGACAAGUCCCUGUGCGAUGAGCUCCGGAACCUGCUGCUGGACCCCGCCCCGCACAAGCUGCUGGUGCUGGCCGGGCCCUGCCUGGAGGAGACCGGGGAGCUGCUGCUGCAGACGGGGGGCUUCUCGCCCCACCACUUCCUCCAGGUCCUGGAAGACAAAGAGAUCCAAGACAUCCUGGCCUCCACGCCGCCGCCUGUAGACCCGGCCACCCUCACGGUCACCUGCCCGACCUUCGGGGACUGGGUGCGGCUGGCCCCCGCGCUGCCGGGCCUCCAGGGGGCGCUGCGGCUGCGUCUGCGGCUCAACCCGCCGCUGCCGGGGCCGCCGCCGCCGCCGCCGGCCUCCGAGGGCCUGCGCGAGUUCCUGGACUACCUGGCCGAGUCGCUGGAGCCGCCGUCCCCCUUCGAGCUGCUGGAGCCGCCGUCCUCCGGGGGCUUCCUCCGGCUUGCGCGGCCCUGCUGCUACGUGUUCCCCGGCGGCCUGGGCGACGCCGCCUUCUUCGCCGUGAACGGCUUCACCGUGCUGGUGAACGGCGGCUCGAACCCCAAAGCCACCUUCUGGAAGCUGGUGCGGCACCUGGACCGCGUGGACGCCGUGCUGGUGACGCACGCGGGCGCCGACAGCCUGCCCGGCCUCAACAGCCUGCUGCGCCGCAAGCUGGCCGAGCGGCGCGAGGGGGCGGCGGCGGGCGGCGCCGCGGGCUCCUGGGACGACCGCCUGCGCCGCCUCAUCUCGCCCGCGCUGGGCGUGGUCUUCCUGAACGCGCGCGCCGCCGCCUCGCGCCUGGUGGGCGGUGUGGACGAGGCGGAGCAGGCGCUGAGCCUGCUGGCGCAGCUGGGCGUGACGCCGCUGGCACUGAGCCGCGGGCCGCUGCCGGCCAAGCCGCUGGUGCUGUUCGAGAAGAUGGGCGUGGGCCGCCUGGACCUGUACGUGCUGCACCCGCCCGCCGCCGAGCCCGCGCCGGCCGCCGCCUCCGUGUGCGCCCUGCUCGUGUGGCACCCGGCCGGGCCCGCCGACAAGCUGGUGCGCGUGCUCUUCCCGGGCUGCACGCCGCCCGCCCGCGUGCUCGACGGCCUGGGCCGCCUGCAGCACCUGGGCUUCCUGCGCGAGCCUGUGGUGACGCCUCAGGACCUGGACGGGCCGCCGCGCGCCGCCAGCAGGGAGAGCCUGGGCGCCCGCGACGGCCGGCCCGGCCCGGAGCGCCCCGCGGCGGCCCCGCGCAGGGCGGAGAAGGACGCCAGGCCCGCCCGAGACGCCAAGAAGGACCUCAAGGCCGCGGGCCCCAGGCCGCAGCCCCAGCCCCGGGAGGUGCGCCGGGCCGCCUCCGCCGCGCCCGGCCUCAAGAAAUCCACACCCCAGGCGGCUCCCAAGCCGCGCCGCGCCGCCCACGCGCCCCAGCCACUGCAGAACGGACCCCACAGCGCCCGCGGCGGCGGCGAGGCCAGCAGCCCCCCGCCCGCACCGGCCUGCCCCUCCCCGGCCCCGCCGCCGUCCGCCGUCCCCAGCCGGGAGAGCAGCAGCCUGGAGCUAGAGCUGAGCGCGGCCCCCGAGGAGAGGCCGCUGGAGCUGCCCUUGAGCGCCGGCUCCCCGCGGCCGCGCACGCCCUCGCCCGCCGAGACCCACGCGAGCCCGGCCGAGGGCAGCGCGCGGCUGUCGCUGAGCCCGCUGCGGCCUGGGGAGGCGGGGCCCGACGCCUCGCCCACCGUGACCACGCCCACGCUGACCACGCCCUCGCUGCCCGCGGAGGUGGGCUCCCCGCACUCCACGGAGGUGGACGAGUCGCUGUCCGUGUCCUUUGAGCAGGCGCUGCCGCCGGCCAGCGCGCCGGGCGAGGCGGGGCUGAGUCUCCCGCUGCGCGGGCCCCUCGCGCGCCGCUCGGCCUCCCCGCACGACGUGGACCUAUGCCUCGUGUCGCCCUGCGAGUUCGAGCACCGCAAGGCUGUGCCGCUGGCGCCCUCCCCGGGCAGCUCCAACGACAGCAGCGCGCGCUCCCAGGAGCGUGCGGGCGCGCCCGGGGCCGAGGAGACGCCGCCGACCUCGGUCAGCGAGUCCCUGCCCACGCUGUCCGACUCGGACCCCCUGCCCGCCGCCCCCGGCGCCGCCGACUCGGACGAGGACACGGAGGGCCUGGGGGCGGGCCCUCGCCGCGACCCUCUGCCCGAGCCGCUCAAGGUGCCGCUGCCGCUGCCCAACCCACCCAGCCUCUGCAUGGUGGACCCCGAGACGCUGCCGCCCAGGUCGGCCCGGCCGCCGGAGGACGCGGCCCGCGCGCGCAAGGCCCCGGCCCGGCCAGCCUCCCGCACCACCGCGCCCAAGGCCACACCCGCGACCGGCGCCAAGAGCAAGGGGCUGGCGGCCGGGGAGCGCGCCGGCCGGCCGCUCAGCGCCCGCAGCGAGCCCAGCGACAAGGGAGGUCGGGCGCCCCUGGCCAGGAAGUCCUCGGCCCCCAAGACGGCCACCCGCGCCCCUACCGGCCCCGCCGGCAGCCGGUCUGGUGGCUCCGCCGCCGCACCCGGCUCCCCAGUCUACCUGGACCUGGCCUACCUGCCCAGCGGGAGCGGCGCGCGCCUGGUGGACGAGGAGUUCUUCCGGCGCGUGCGCGCGCUCUGCUACGUCAUCAGCGGCCAGGACCAGCGCAGGGAGGAGGGGAUGCGCGCCGUGCUGGACGCGCUGCUGGCCGGCAAGGAGCGGUGGGACCGCGAGCUGCAGGUGACCCUGAUCCCCACCUUCGACUCAGCGGCCAUGCACCGCUGGUACGAGGACACGCACGGCCGGCACCAGGCGCUGGGCGUCACGGUGCUGGGCAGCAACAGCAUGGUGUCCAUGCAGGACGAGGCCUUCCCCGCCUGCAAGGUCGAGUUCUAGCCCCGCCCCGCACGCCCCGCCCCCUCCCUGCCCCCGGAAAUAAAGCCCCU